Molecule: messenger RNA, 351 nt
Organism: Symbiodinium sp. CCMP2592
Lineage: Eukaryota; Dinophyceae; Suessiales; Symbiodiniaceae
Source: the annotation of a GenBank genome assembly
AUGCACAACGAGCGGGAGGAAGCCAGAAGAACUCUCGCUUCCACAGCACUUGCUGGCCCUGAAAAAAAGGAAACUGGCAGUGAGUCCCUAAACGGCUCUUUGUCGAAGCUGGUGGCGGAUAGGGGAAGACGGAAGCAAGUGCGAGAGCGACAUCACGGGCCUGCUUUGAGCUGGAGCUUGCAGGAGCAGCGCAUGCAGCGCUCUCCCGUUGACCUCAGCGAUAUCGGGAGACCUUCCGAGUCCUUUCACGAGAGCACGGACUUAAGACAGAAAGAGUACCUCGACGAUGGUCUUCGCAUCCGCGCAGGCUCUGAGCAAUGCGAUGUGACUGGCAGGCUUGUGGGUUCGUAG